ACGCAGCAUAACAACCCGCUACCACUCCGGCCUCAGUGAGGCGGACCCUCAGCGUGAACGCGCAAACGGAGAGGACGUACUUCCGGAAAGGCCCUCAGCCUGAAGAGCUCCGAGACCAGAAUCCAGACUCAGUCCAGGACAACACGGUCCACCAGUCACAGCGGAGACCUGCAGGACGAUGGAGAACCAGAACCCGGACCACAGGAGCCAAACAGCAGCCUCGUGCUCUGAUAGCGCCGAUGUUCAGAAACGGAGAGGAGGAGAUGGACUCAAACGUCACCACUGUCAGCUCUGUGACAAAUCCUUUAAAGCAUGCUGGUAUUUGAAGAUUCAUCAGAGAGUUCACACUGGAGAGAAACCGUACAGCUGUGACCAGUGUGAGAAAGCGUUCACUACAUCAGGUGACCUAAGAAUCCACCAACGUGUUCACACUGGAGAGAAACCCUACAGCUGUGUACAAUGUGGGAAAGCUUUCACUCAAUCAAGUCACCUAAAAAUCCACCAACGUGUUCACACUGGAGAGAAACCGUACAGCUGUGACCAGUGUGGGAAAACAUUCAUUUCAUCAGGUGGCCUAGAAAUGCACCACCGUGUUCACACUGGAGAGAAACCGUACUGGUGUGACCAAUGUGGGAAAUUUUUCACUAGUUUUAGGAGCCUAUAUGUCCACAGACGUGUUCACACGGGAGAGAAACCAUACAGGUGUGACCAGUGUGGGAAAACAUUUGCUACAGCAGAUGAAUUAAAAAAGCACUAUCGUGUUCACACUGGAGAGAAACCUUAUAAGUGUGACCAAUGUGGGAAAGCAUUCACUACAUCAGGGAACCUGAAAGUCCACCAACGUGUUCACACUGGAGAGAAACCAUACAACUGUGACCAAUGUGGGAAAGUUUUCACACAAUCAAGUGAACUAAAAAUCCACCAACGUUUUCACACUGGAGAAAAACCGUACAGCUGUGACCAGUGUGAGAAAACUUUCUUUACAUCAGGGAAACUAAAAAUCCAUCAACGUGUUCACACUGGAGAAAAACCCUACAGUUGUGACAAAUGUGGGAAAGCUUUUACUGCAUCAGGUGAACUAAAUAUCCACCGGCGUGUUCACACUGGGAAUAAACCGUACUGGUGUGACCAAUGUGGGAAAGUUUUCUCUAAAUCAAGUACAUUAAAUGUCCACCAACGUGUUCACACCCGGGAUAAACCAUACAGCUGUGACCAAUGUGAGAAAACCUUUACGCAGUCUGGUAACCUUAAACGCCACCAACGCAUUCACACUGCUUCGAAACCGUACAGCUGUGACCAGUGUAGGAAAGCUUUCACUCAGUCAUCUAAACUAAAAAUCCAUGAAUGUGUUCACACUGGAGAGAAACCAUACAGCUGUGACCAGUGUGGGAAAGCUUUCACUUUAUCAGGUAACCUAAAAAUCCACCAACAAAUUCACACUGGAGAGAAACCGUACAGCUGUGACCAGUGUGGGAAAGCCUUCACUAAAUUAUCUAACCUAAAAAUCCACCAACAAAUUCACACUGGAGAGAAACCGUACAGCUGUGACCAGUGUGGGAAAGCCUUCACUAAAUUAUCUAACCUAAAAAUCCACCAACAAAUUCACACUGGAGAGAAACCAUACAGCUGUGACCAGUGUGGGAAAGCUUUCACUUUAUCAGGUAACCUAAAAAUCCACCAACGAAUUCACACUGGAGAGAAACCGUACAGCUGUGACCAGUGUGGGAAAGCUUUCACUUUAUCAGGUAACCUAAAAAUCCACCGACGAAUUCACACUGGAGAGAAACCGUACAGCUGUGACCAGUGUGGGAAGGCGUUCAUUACAUUAUGUCACCUUCAAACUCACAGACGUGUUCACACUGGAGAGAAACCGUACUGCUGUGACCAGUGUGGGAAGGCGUUCAUUACAUUAUGUCACCUACAAACUCACAGACGUGUUCACACUGGAGAGAAACCGUACUGGUGUGAACAAUGUGGUAAAUUGUUUUCUCUGAGUAAUAACCUAAAAACCCACCACCGUGUUCACACUGGAGAGAAACCGUACUGGUGUGAACAGUGUGGAAAAACUUUUGCUGCAUCAGAUAACCUGCUCAUUCAUCAGAGAGUUCACACUGGAGAGAAACCGUACCGCUGUGACCAGUGUGGGAAAGCUUUCACUAGAUCAGGUGGACUAACAACCCACUGGCGUGUUCACACUGGAGAGAAACCGUACAGCUGUGAACAAUGUGGGAAAGCUUUUGCUCAAUCAUUUCACCUAGAAAUCCACAGACGUGUUCACGCUGGAGAGAAACCGUACCGCUGUGACCAGUGUGGGAAAACUUUCACUAGAUCAGGUGGACUAACAACCCACUGGCGUGUUCACACUGGAGAGAAACCGUACAGCUGUGAACAAUGUGGGAAAGCUUUUGCUCAAUCAUUUCACCUAGAAAUCCACAGACGUGUUCACACUGGAGAGAAACCGUACAGCUGUGGCCAGUGUGGGAAAGCUUUCGCUACAUCUGGUAGCCUUACAACACACCUCCGACAUGUUCACACUGGAGAGAAACAGUACCGCUGUGACCAAUGUGGGAAAGCUUUCGCUACAUCAAGCUAUCUAAAGAUCCACCAUCGUGUUCACACUGGAGAGAAACCGUACAGCUGUGACCAGUGUGGGAAAGCUUUCACUACGCCAGGUGACCUAAAAAUCCACUGGCGUAUUCACACUGGAGUGAAACCGUACAGCUGUGACCUAUGUGAGAGAACUUUCACUACAUCAGGUCACCUAGAAAUCCAUCGGCGUGUUCACAGUGGAGAGAAACCGUACAGCUGCGACCUAUGUGGGAAAGCUUUCACUUCAUCAAGCCAUCUAAAUGCCCACCGUCAUGUUCACACUGGACAGAAACCGUACUGGUGUGAACACUGUGGGAAAACUUAUGCCCGGAAUGGUUCCCUUAUAGUUCACAAACGGAUUCAUGCUGCUUCACUUUGAACGUUUCAGAGCCGAACGCAUGCUAAAACACGACAAAGGUGUGAAAGUUCUUAAAAACUUCACAAGACACAACAAUUUCCACCUGCAGAGAAACACACAGAAAGGGACGCCAUCUUGUAUGAUGUUAGAAGACUUGCAUAUGUGGGUCUUGAUUGGUAACUAACAACAAGCCUCCUCCUCAUGUGGCUCACCUGCUACUGUAGAAACAGAAUUGCAGCUGAAGAAAUUCAAAAUGCGAGUUGUCUUUACAAACUGAAAUAAAGUAGACUGAGCAGACAGAGAGGUUUAGGUAAGUAAAGACUGAAGUAAGGUGGAAAAUGAAAUGUAGUUAAAAUGGGAUAAUACCUGGUUAAUAGAAAUAGGGUAACGUAUUCUUUCAUAUAUUUUCAUUUAAAUAUUACAAAUAUACUCUCACCACAGUCAAUCUGUGGGAAAGAUUGAGCCCUGUGAUACUGCUGUUCAUUUUCCUUUAUAUAUAUUUUUUUGAACAUGCAGUUGAUCAGAAAAGCCGAUGCUGAUGGGGAUCCUAAUAAGUUAAUUUUCCAACAAAGGAAAAAAUGUAAAAUUGUAAUCAUCCAGGAAAAAUCAAUGCCUCUUUACCUGAUAGCUGUGUUAUAUCCUGAGCUUGUCUACCCAAUAUUUGGUAUGCAAAAGUCUUUUUUCCCCCUAAACUAAGCGUUGUAGUAUAACUAGCAGUAUAUCAUUAAUGUGUAAGUCUGAAGUUAUUGAAUAUCUCUGCAGAAUGUGUUUUUGGUGUUGCACUUUGUAGACGGUCCCUGCGCACUCAUCUCACAGCUGGCUGCACGUAGAGACCAAUGUUAUUUGUGCCACUCCUAGGAAGACUCAUUUAUGUGAAAAUGUACUUGUAGCUUGUUGUCUACUUAACUACGAUAAUAAAGUUGUUUGUGUUUUAAACA
Messenger RNA from Micropterus salmoides (largemouth bass), 3885 nucleotides. RefSeq names its product zinc finger protein 2-like. The transcript has 6 exons. The record is from RefSeq and is a predicted model, not a curated record. Gene Ontology annotation, molecular function: DNA-binding transcription factor activity; RNA polymerase II cis-regulatory region sequence-specific DNA binding. NCBI's taxonomy places the organism in Eukaryota, Metazoa, Chordata, Actinopteri, Centrarchiformes, Centrarchidae. Bases 179 to 2968 code for a protein of 929 amino acids. Gene Ontology annotation, biological process: regulation of transcription by RNA polymerase II.